AGUACUUGUCUAUUUUUCCUUUCUAUAAUCCUGCAGUGAAUCCUCCCCGGUUCACCUUCCUUCUUCAAGACCUGCCUUAAUCCUCCUCUUAUGCGAUCGCCUGCGCAUUAUCCUGCCCGCAUUAUCCUCGUGCCAUCCCGAUACUAAAUGUUUACUCGCACACAACUAGCAAACACCGAUGGAGUCCACCAGCUCGUCCGUCUUGAGGAGGAGGACAUGACGAUACAGCUGCGCGGGCUGCGCCGCACCCUGCCUGGUGCCAUGCUCUACUGGACCCUGGUUUUCUGCACCGCCGGGCUCCUGUAUGUGGUCGACACCUGGUUCCACACAAUCUCGCUCUGGUUCAUCAUGAAGCCCGCGCCCCUGGCCACGGCCGAGUACAUCCAGGUUACCGACGAAGGCAAGCACCUGUCGAUGGAGCGGGUUCAGCACAUUAAAUUUGACGGCACCCUGACCAUGGUGUUUGGUGCCAGCAGCAAGUCAGGCGACAAUAUGGCUCUGGACGAGCUGCGUGUGUUUGUGUUCCGCCAUAACCGGUUCAUCAUGCACCCGGUGUCGCUCGAGUACAUUUCGACCAGCAAGUGGAAGGAUGCGCAGUGGCAGCAGGGCGUGGUGACCGGCCGGCAUGGCCUGACGGGCCAGGAGGUCGACCAGCGGCUGCGUAUCUUUGACCGCUGUCUGAUCGACAUUGAGGAAAAGUCGUGGGUACGCCUCCUGGUUGAGGAGGUCCUGAACCCGUUCUAUGUGUUCCAGAUCGCCAGCAUCAUUAUCUGGAGUUGCGAGGACUACUACUACUAUGCCGCGUGUAUCUUUUUCAUCUCUGCCGUGUCCAUCGCCGUCACGCUCAUUUCAACCAAGAGAACAGUGCGCAAGAUCAAGCAGAUGGCAGCAUACUCGUGUCCUGUGCGCGUCCUGCGCGACCGCAAGUGGGAGGUCAUUGACUCGGAGGGCCUGGUGCCUGGCGAUAUCUUUGACAUGUCCGACGAGGGCAUCUCGGUGCUGCCGUGCGAGGCCGUCAUGCUCGAGGGCGACUGCAUCGUCAACGAGAGUAUGCUGACUGGCGAGAGUGUGCCAGAGUCAAAGUCGCCGCUCGAGCCCAGCAGCAGCGUCAUGGAGCUGAUCGAUCUGAGCUCGCACACAUUCAAGCCCGAGAUUGCCCGCCACGUCGUGUUUGCUGGGACAAAGAUUGUGCGUGUCCGCAAGGCUGUCAGCCGCUUCCCGCGCGACCGCUCUGCCUCGCCACCCACCGAUGGUGCUGGCAGACUGGCAAUCGAUGAGAACUUCUCGGACCAGAUGUCGUCGACGGUCUCGGCCGACAUGAGCAAUGGUCCGAACGUGCGCGCCACAGCCAUGGUCCUGCGCACAGGCUUCAACACAACCAAGGGCAGUCUGGUGCGCUCCAUCCUGUUCCCGCGUCCAACCAAGUUCCGUUUCUACCGCGAUGCCUUCCGCUUUAUCGGCGUGCUGGCCGUCAUCGCCGUGUGUGGAUUCAUCGCAAACACCAUCAAUCUCCACCGCAUCGGCGUGUCGGCUGGCGCGAUCGCCAAGAAGGCACUCGAUCUGAUCACCGUGGUUGUGCCGCCUGCCCUGCCGGCGUCCAUGUCCAUUGGUAUGGCGUUUGCUGCCCGCAGACUGCGCAAGGUUGGCAUCUUCUGCAUCAGUCCGUCGCGUAUCAACGUGGCCAGCAAGGUCGCCGUUAUGUGCUUCGACAAGACUGGCACGCUGACUGAGGAGGGGCUGGAUCUGCUCGGUGUGCGUGUGGUUAGCCAGACGAGCGGCUCAUUCGUCCCAAUGCACUCUGAUGUGCAGCAAGUUGCCGAGUCGGUCACCACCAAGGACGGCGAACUACAGGACACCAUUGGCGUUUCCGGCAUCACUGUGUUCAAUGCGCUUGCCACCUGCCACUCGCUGCGCCUGGUUGACAAUGUGCCGAUUGGCGAUCCGCUUGAGGCCAAAAUGUUCGAGUUCACUGGCUGGCAGAUGGAGGAGAACGAGGGCAGCGAGCCUGACAGCGACCAGGCCAGCAGCGCGACGCCCCUUCCUACGGUCAUUCGCCCGCCCACUGGCUCUGCUGUCCCGGCUGGCCUAGAGGAGCUCGGCAUCCUCCGGUGCUUCGAAUUCUCGCCAGCGCUGCGCCGCGCCAGUGUCAUCACCAAGCGCCUGCACAACAAGUACGCCGAGACAUACACCAAGGGUGCUCCCGAGGUCAUCCGCACCAUUUGCCGCGCCGCCACCAUCCCCAGCGACUUUGACUCAGCUCUUGACCAGUACACGCAGAGCGGCUAUCGUGUCAUUGCGCUGGCCGGCAAGCCCCUGCACAUGUCGUAUCGCAAGACGGCAGCGCUGGAGCGCAACGAGGUCGAGUGUGAUCUGACGUUCAUGGGCUUCAUGGUAUUCGAGAACCGGCUCAAGCCGACCACGGCUGGUGUGCUGAAGGACCUGCGCGAUGCCAGGAUCCGCAUGGUCAUGUGCACUGGCGACAACCCGCUCACCGCUGUCAGCGUUGCCAAGGAGUGCGAGCUGGUGAACAAGACCACCACGGUGUUCGUCUCGUACCUGCACAGCGAGCCGCAUUCGGCUGACUACGAGAAGGACCGCAUUGAGAGCGAGAUCGCCAACCCACACUCGUCGCUGGCCAGCGUAUCGUGGCGCGAGAGCUCGGGCGUAAAGGUCGCCCUGGACCCGAUCACCCUGGUUCCGUAUGCCACUGAUCCCGAGGACGCGCGUGCGGUCGCCAUGGCCCAGGAGCUGGGCAAGACGGGACACUACGGCGUUGCCGUCACUGGCGACGUGUUUGGAUAUCUUUCCGAGCACGCCAUGCGCACCGAGACCUUCAAGCACAUGCUGAUGCGCGGCACUGUCUACGCACGCAUGUCGCCGGAGCAGAAGGCAGAGAUGAUCCAGUGCCUGCAGGAGCUCGGUUACAUUACCGGCUUCUGUGGCGACGGGGCCAACGACUGCAGCGCGCUCAAGUCGGCCGACAUGGGUAUUUCGUUGAGCGAAGCCGAGGCCAGCGUAGCUGCACCGUUCACAUCCAACUCGACCGACAUCCAGUGCGUAGUGCAGCUGAUCAGGGAGGGCCGGUGCUCCAUUGCGACGUCGUUCUCGUGCUUCAAGUUCAUGGCUCUGUACAGCAUGGUGCAGUUUACCACUGUCUGCUUGCUGUACAUCUACAAUGUCAACCUGACUGACUUCCAGUACCUGUGGGCCGAUCUGUUCACCAUCAUGUCCAUCGCCAUCUGCAUGGACCGCGCCAGGCCGUACAAGAAGCUCGUACCCAAGCGCCCCUCGGCCAGUCUGACCAGCAAGAAGGUGCUAACAUCGCUUAUUGGAAACACCCUGCUGAUUAUUGGCUUCCAGAUCUCCAUGUACUUCAUGGUCGAGUCGCGCAGCUGGUACCAGAAGCAGCUGCCUGUGGAUCCCGAAGACCCGGACUCGGUCGAGAACGAGGGCGACCUGAACACCACCAUGUUCCUGCUGACCAUGUUCCAGUACGUGUUUGCCGGUGCCGUCUUCACCAUCGGCCCGCCGUACCGCGAGUCGGCCUUCCGCAACUACUGGUACGUGGGCGUCAUCGCCCUGCUGACCAUCCUGGACCUGUGGAUCCUGCUUGUCCCUGUGGGCAAGAUCUACUCGAUUUUUGGCAUCAUGCACACGUCUGUCGGCUGGCGCUUCACCAUCUUCGGCAUGGUUGCUGGCAACUUCCUCGCGUGCUACCUGGGCGAGCGCUUCGUGUUCCCGCGCCUCGCCAUCCCGCUGGCCAAGAUCUUCCGUCUGAUCGGGCUUGGCUACACGCGCUGCUUCCACAGGCGCAAGCCCGGGCACCACGCCGACGCAUCGUCGGACUAUGCCAGCGACGACAAGCAGAAGGUCUCGUCGCGCACCUCGCUCGAGGAGCUCGGCCAUGUCUCCCAGGCUGCCUACGACCGCAAUGUCAGCGGCAUGAGCCUCUGGACGCGCCUCGGCCGGCGCACCAGCCGCAAGCCGUACAAGUACCUGCAGGAGGCCAUGGUCGGCACCAACACCUGGCACUAAUGGACGUUGUUGGUUACUCUCUUUAUUAAAGCACACCUAAUAAUGAAUGGCUAGAACUUUUGCUCGUCGAUCGUCAGCUGGUUGGCGACGUCGGUCCGGGCAACAAACCGCCGGAACUCGUCAAAAUCAAUCUUGCCGUCGCCGUUCUUGUCGGCCUCCAUGAUCGUCUUGUCGACGAUCUGCUGCAGCUGCUGCGGCGUCAGGUUGUUGCCCACCAUCAUCUUGAGC
This is a messenger RNA of Linderina pennispora, 4263 nucleotides long. RefSeq lists its product as uncharacterized. Gene Ontology annotation, molecular function: ATP binding; ATP hydrolysis activity; P-type transmembrane transporter activity. The transcript has a single exon. NCBI's taxonomy places the organism in Eukaryota, Fungi, Kickxellomycota, Kickxellomycetes, Kickxellales, Kickxellaceae. The record is from RefSeq and is a predicted model, not a curated record. The coding region runs from base 148 to 4035 and encodes 1295 amino acids. Gene Ontology annotation, biological process: intracellular calcium ion homeostasis. Gene Ontology annotation, cellular component: membrane.